CAAGAUCAAAUUUCAACAUAUGGAACGCGCACAAAAGAGAGAGGAAGAUGGAAGAACUUACAUGGAGGAGGAAGAGGACGGCAGCGAGAGAGCAACGAAUGGGAUCGUCAACACCAGUGCUCCAUUGGUGGUCACCUGAACCAAGCAAGCCAACAAGAAAAGGAAAUGACCGAGAAAUUAGGGCUUGGACAAGUUUUAGUUACUUUCACAUUAUAGUCCUUUUGCUUUUUAUUUCCGUGGAUUUAAUUUUCGGCUGGACCUUUAUUUCAAUUAAUAGAAAAUAGUCCCAUAGGACUAAAAUUAAAAUAAAAAAAUAAAAAAACUAUUGCUAUCAAAAAUAAAAAAUAAUAAUAAAAUAAAACUUUGAACAUUUAGAAUGGCGGGAUGGACAAGGGAGUUGGGAGCAUUGCAUGCAGGCGUUAGAACCGCUGUUGUCUUCUUUCUAAAUUUAUUUAUUUUCUUAUUUUUUCUUUAUAUUAUAAACGUUGUCUUCAACACAUCACCUUCCUAUACUCCUCAAUUUUUGCUCCAACACUCCUUCAAUGUCUUCCUCCUUUUUUCUUGUAAUUGUUAAAAAAAAAAAAAAAAAACUUUUGCUUCUCUCUCCUCAGAAAAGACACGAACAAAUAUGAUCAAGAACAGAAACUUUCAACAACAAUUCAACCACAUUACAUUAAAAAUCAAACAUAUCAAUCCUCAAUAAUUAACCACUCUCAUUUUAAUGAAAUGGGGAGUUACAAUUAUUACAAAGUGUUGGGUUGUUUUAACAGGAAGUUUAAGAUUAGCGAAACGGGCCCACCACCGGACGUUAAUGAUGCCUUUUCCUUGUACACACAAAAAGGGACCCACAUGACUGCAGAUCAAUUGGCUAGGUUCUUGGUAGAGUAUCAGGGUGAAAAUGGAUGCAAUAUUAAUGAUGCUGAAGGAAUUAUACAGGAAGUUGUGAAUAGAAGGCAUCAUCUUACAAAGUAUACUAGGAAUGCACAUUCUCUUGAACUAGAUGAUUUCUUCUAUUAUUUAUUUCAGGAUGAUCUCAAUGGCCCUAUCAAAUCUCAGGUACACCAUGAUAUGAAUGCUCCAUUGCAACAUUAUUUCAUUUAUACAGGUCACAAUUCCUACCUUACUGGAAAUCAACUGAGCAGCGAUUGUAGUGAAAUUCCAAUUAUUAGAGCUCUCGAAAGAGGUGUGCGGGGAAUAGAGCUGGAUUUAUGGCCAAAUUCAGCAAAAGAUAACGUGCAUGUUCUUCAUGGAAGGACCCUGACCACGCCUGUGCCGCUCUUUACAUGCUUAAAGUCCAUUAGGGACCAUGCAUUUAUUAAAUCUCCUUAUCCUGUCAUAAUUACGUUGGAAGACCACUUGACACCAGAUCUUCAAGCAAAAGUUGCAGAGUUGGUUAUCCAAGUGUUUGGGGAGAUGCUAUAUUAUCCUCGGUCAGAAUGCUUAGAGGAAUUUCCUUCACCUGAAGAGCUUAAGCAUCGGAUUAUUCUUUCUACCAAACCACCCAAAGAAUAUCUUGAAUCGAAGCAUCACCAAGACAUAGAAAGUGCAUCUCCUGCGAAGAAAGAUUCAGUUGAAGGUGACAUUUUGGUCAAGGAGACUUCAGAAGUUACAACAGAAGGACAUGAAGCUGAUUUCAGGAGUGAUACUGAUCAAGAUGAUGAAGAUGGUGAUAACUCCAACUACCAAUCAUCCCAGCAAGGAGCACCUCAUUACAAGCGUCUGACAGCAAUUCAUGCUGGUAAGGCCAAAUGUGAAUUGAAGCAUGAACUAAUAACAGAAGAGCUUAAGCAUCAAACGGUUCAUGCUACCAAAUCUCCCAGAGAAGAUCUGAAGCAUGCCAGAGACAAAGAAAAUGCAACUCCAGUGAAGAAAGAUUCACAUGAAAAGAACCUUGUGGCCAAGGAUACUUCAGAAAUUACAGUCGAAGAACAUGAAGCUGAUGGGAGGAAAGUUAUGGAUCAAGAUAACAAAGUUACUGAUCCCUCAAACCAUCGAUUCCCCCAGCUAGGAGGACCUCAGUACAAGCGCAUGGUAGCAAUGCAUGCUGGAAAGGGGAAACAUGCGCAAAUACCUGAAGAGCUUAAGAAUGGGAAUCCUCUUUCUUCCAAGCCGCCCAAUGACUAUAUUGAGUCAAAGCAUCAGAGAGACAGAGAAAGUGCAUCUUCAGUGAGAAAAGAUUCAGUUGGAAAGGACCUUGUGGUCAAGGAGACUUCAGAAAUUAAAGCAAAACAUGAAGCUCAUGAGAGGAGUGAUACAGAUCAAGAUGACCUAGGAAGUGAUCCCUCUAACUGCCGGUCAUCCCAUCAAGGAGCACCUCAGUACAAGCGCAUGGUAGCAAUUAAUGCUGGGAAGGCAGAAUGUAGCUUGAGGCAUCCACCAACUCCUCAAGACCUUAAGACCCACAGAGAUAGAGAAAGUGAGUCUUCAGCGAGGAAAGGUUCACUUCAAGACUUUCUGGUCAAGGAGAAUUCAGAAAUCAUAGCAGAAGGACAUGAAACUGAUGAUAGGAGUGAUACUGAUCAAGACGAUGAAGAUAAUGAUACCUCCAACAACCAAUCAUCCCAGCUAGCAGCACCUCAGUACAAGCGUUUGAUAGCAAUUCAUGCUGGGAAGGCAAAACAUGGGGUGAAGCAAGCACUAACAGAUGAGAUUAUUAAAUUCAAUCGUCUAAGUUUGGAUGAACAAGCACUUGAAAAAGCUGCGACGAAUCAUGGAAAGGAUUUGGUCAGGUUCACUCAAAGGAAUAUCCUGAGGGUUUUUCCCAAGGGAACACGAGUUACCUCCUCGAAUUUUAAGCCUAUGACUGGCUGGAUGCAUGGAGCUCAGAUGGUUGCAUUUAACAUGCAGGGAUAUGGAAAAUCACUCUGGAUUAUGCAUGGGAUGUUUAGGUCUAAUGGGGGCUGUGGUUAUGUAAGAAAGCCUGGUUUUCUCAUGGACAAAGCACCACGUAAUGAAGUAUUUGAUCCCAAAGUGACAUUGCCGGUGAAGAAAACUUUACGGGUGAGAGUAUACUUGGGAGAUGGAUGGCGCAUGGAUUUCAGCCACACACACUUUGAUGCGUUUUCUCCCCCAGACUUCUACACAAAGCUAUAUAUAAUAGGAGUUCCAGUAGAUGCUGCAAAGAGAAAGACGAGGAUAAUAGAGGAUGAUUGGGGUCCCAUAUGGGGUGAAGAGUUUAAAUUCCCCUUGACAGUGCCAGAGCUGGCUUUGCUUCGGAUUGAAGUACGAGAAUAUGACAUGUCAGAUAAGGAUGAUUUUGGAGGCCAGACAUGUUUGCCUGUCUCAGAGUUGAGACCUGGGAUACGAGCAGUCCCUCUCUAUGACAAGAAGGGUGAAAAGCUUAAUCAUGUUAGACUGCUUAUGCAAUUUCGAUUUGUCUGAGCUGCAAAAAUUUUGUUCUUUUUCUUGGUAGGAUUUUUUGUCAAAAACAAAAGCUCAAUUCGAUUGUUUUUCUUGUAUAUCCUUCGUGUGAUUCUCGCACAUCCACUUCUCUUUUUGUAUAAUGGAUGUGAAGUUUAUUAGCAAA
This is a messenger RNA of Lycium barbarum (goji berry), 3526 nucleotides long. RefSeq names its product phosphoinositide phospholipase C 6-like. The record is from RefSeq and is a predicted model, not a curated record. Gene Ontology annotation, biological process: lipid metabolic process; phosphatidylinositol-mediated signaling. Lineage: Eukaryota; Viridiplantae; Streptophyta; Magnoliopsida; Solanales; Solanaceae. The coding region runs from base 727 to 3381 and encodes 884 amino acids. Gene Ontology annotation, molecular function: phosphatidylinositol-4,5-bisphosphate phospholipase C activity. The transcript has 12 exons.